AUGCUUAUAAAAGACCAAUCAAUUCCUUUCAUGGCCAUUCCUUCAGUUCCUAUUUACAUCAACGGUAGUUCUUUAUCCAACGCGUCUAUUUCUGCACCCGUCGAGUUGGCUCUAACUAUUUUAAAACCCAUAACUACUAUCGACUCGGACGAUUUGUGGCAUCCCAUAGUUUUUAACGAAAACUCCAGUCGUUAUUUCGAAAGUCUGGAAAACAUUCUCGGCUACGUUUCUGGGAACGGUAGUGAUAACGGAUUUGUGAAGGACAACAGGACAAUAGAAGUUGACAAUGCCACGGUGCAGCUGGUGUCCAUGAUAGUGACAGCCAUAUUGUUGGGGUUCAUCAUCUUAUCGACUAUUAUAGGAAACGUGUUUGUGAUAGCUGCCAUCUUGCUAGAAAGAAACCUUCAAAACGUAGCCAACUACUUGAUCCUAUCGCUGGCCGUGGCGGAUCUUCUGGUGGCGUGUCUCGUGAUGCCUUUGGGAGCCGUUUACGAAGUGAGCCAGGAAUGGGGUCUGGGGCCAGAAUUAUGUGAUAUGUGGACGUCAAGCGAUGUAUUAUGUUGCACCGCUUCUAUUUUACACCUGGUGGCUAUAGCAUUAGACCGAUACUGGGCAGUCACAAAUAUUGAUUACAUUCAUCAAAGGACCUCGAAGAGAAUCGGCAUCAUGAUUUUCAUCAUCUGGCUGGUUUCCUUCUUCGUCUGCAUAGCUCCCCUUCUCGGUUGGAAAGACCCAAACUGGGAAGUCAGACUGAGAGACAAGAAAUGUAUAGUUAGCCAAGACAUUUAUUAUCAAAUAUUCGCGACGGCUUCGUCGUUUUAUCUUCCUUUGAUGGUCAUAUUGGUACUGUAUUGGAGAAUAUUUCAAACUGCGAGGAAACGAAUCAGGCGGAGGCAGGUGCUGAGCAAAGUUAACGAAGAAGGAGGGAAGAAUCCUGCUGCUGGAGGAAUUGCUGGAGGACUGGCUGCUGCUAGUGGUACAGGCGGAAUCGCAGCAGCCGUUGUAACUGUAAUAGGCCGACCUCUACCUACGAUAUCAGAAACAACAACGGCAUUUACCAACAUAUCCUCGAACCAGAGCAGUCCCGAAAAGACCUCCUUCGCCAACGGCCUCGAAGCCGACCUCCCCACCACCACAGAGUGCAGCGUCAGUUACCAACCCCAUCACUACCCCAUCAAACGAAAAAACAGGGACGGCAUGGACUCCAAACGUGAACGAAAAGCUGCCAAAACGCUGGCGAUCAUAACCGGAGCCUUCGUGCUCUGCUGGUUGCCGUUUUUUAUAAUGGCGGUCCUGCUGCCCAUCAACCCAAAUCUCUUUGAUAAAUAUUUGGUGUCUAUAUGUCUAUGGUUAGGUUAUUUCAACUCUACUCUUAACCCUAUAAUUUAUACGAUAUUUAGUCCGGAAUUCAGGCACGCUUUCAAGAAGAUUCUUUGCGGCCGGAACUACGCUAGACGAAAUAGACAUUUUGGAGUUAGAAACUUUCAAUGA
This is a messenger RNA of Psylliodes chrysocephalus, 1491 nucleotides long. The record is from the annotation of a GenBank genome assembly. NCBI's taxonomy places the organism in Eukaryota, Metazoa, Arthropoda, Insecta, Coleoptera, Chrysomelidae.